AUGGAGUCCACCGAGAAGGCGGCGCUACCGCCGACGAACCUCGCCCUCCGGCUGGCGAUGGUUUCGACGGCCGCCGUGUCGCUCGCCGUCGUGCUCUCCAGCAACCAGAAAAAGCUGGUCUCCUCACCGCUGCUGUCCUCUCCCGCUGCCUACGAGGCCAAGUUUACAUACUCUUCCGCCAUAAUGUGAGCUCAGGGAAGACAUGGUUCUUCUUCUUCUUAUUCUUACUCCGGGAGAUUCCAUCAAGCUUCUUGAAGGAGCCCUCCUCCUCUGCAAACCCUAAUGGCCCUCAUGGCUCUUCCUAAUGCAGCUACUCUCUGGCCGCCACCGCUGCCGGUCUCCUACACGGCGUCCUCACGGCGGCGGUCGUCUUCUUCCGCCGAAAGGCGGCGCCCUCCCGGCUGCUGCUACAGCUAGCCUUUGCCGACGCGGUAACCAUCUUAAUUCAUUUAAAUAUAUUUAUUAAAUUAUAUUAUAUCAACAGAAAAUUAUGAGUGAAUACGUCGGAUUAUUAAUGAUACACGUGUUAUUUUAAAAUGUCCAGCUGGCGGCAGCCGUGAUGGGCUCUGCCACGGGGGCCUUGAGCGCCAUUGGAUACCUGGCUCUGAGGGGGAAUUCGCACGUGGGUUGGAGUCGCGUGUGCAACAUAUUCGACAAAUACUGUUGGCACGUGGGAAUCACGAUCGUCCUCUCUCUCGCUGCCACGUGGAUACUCCUCGCGCUCGUCCUCUCCUCCACCUACUCUCUCCACCGCCGCUGCCGUUGA
This is a messenger RNA of Spirodela intermedia, 766 nucleotides long. NCBI's taxonomy places the organism in Eukaryota, Viridiplantae, Streptophyta, Magnoliopsida, Alismatales, Araceae. The record is from the annotation of a GenBank genome assembly.